Molecule: messenger RNA, 1992 nt
Organism: Perca flavescens (yellow perch)
Lineage: Eukaryota; Metazoa; Chordata; Actinopteri; Perciformes; Percidae
Gene: copz2
Product: COPI coat complex subunit zeta 2
Exons: 10
Coding region: 159-722 (187 amino acids)
Biological process (GO): intracellular protein transport; retrograde vesicle-mediated transport, Golgi to endoplasmic reticulum; intra-Golgi vesicle-mediated transport
Cellular component (GO): COPI vesicle coat
Source: RefSeq, a predicted model, not a curated record
UUUAUCCGGUUGGCUGCUGCGGGAGCGGCCUCGCGCCCGGGCGGCUCCGUAAAAGAAAAAAAAGGAAGAAAAAAACGGUGUGACAGCUCAGCGCUGUCCACGUCAACACACCGAGCGAGCUGCGAGCGAGCACGGCGGCGGCAGCAGCAGCAACAGCGAUGGACUCUCUGGAACCUUCCCUCUAUACAGUGAAAGCUGUUUUCAUUCUUGACAAUGAUGGCAACAGACUUCUGUCAAAGUACUAUGACCCUGAGCUUUACCCCUCCAUGAAAGAACAGAAGAACUUUGAGAUGAACGUUUUCAACAAGACACACAAAGCAGACAAUGAGAUAGCUUUCCUGGAGGGGAUGACCAUCGUCUAUAAGAGCAGUAUAGAUCUCUUCUUCUAUGUGGUGGGAAGUGCUCAGGAGAACGAGCUGAUGCUGAUGUCAGUACUGAACUGCCUGUUUGAGUCCCUCAGUCAGAUCCUCAGGAAAAAUGUGGAGCGGAGGUGUUUACUGGACAAUAUGGAAGGAGUGUUUCUGGUUGUGGAUGAAAUCAUUGAUGGCGGGGUGAUUCUGGAGAGUGACCCCCAGCAGGUACUACAGAAGGUCAACUACAGGGCGGAUGAAAACCCAUUAUCUGAACAAAGCGUGGCCCAGCACAUAACACAGAAACUGGCUCUGACCACUAACGUUCUGCAGUCGGCCAAAGAGCAGAUCAAAUGGUCCAUUCUGAAAUGACUCGGACCAGACGCAUUUAGGAUUCUCAUGAAAAAAUAGAUAAAAAUAUUUAGUCCCAAAGCUAUUUUUUUAUUAUAGUAACAGACUAAAGGGAAGGCCUUACAAGCCUGUUGGCCAAUAGGCUGCUUUAUAGCACUUAACCAGCUAGAUUUUCUUUCUAUGUGUUAUGGCAUUUUUGUUACAUUCUGUGUGUGUGACAUGUCAUUUAUUUAUUUGGUGGGAGAGUUAUGUUAGUUCAUAGUCUUGAAGGUUUGUCAUUUAACAGGCCAAAUGACAUCAGGAAAUGAAAAAAAAAGAAGCAAAGACUGAGGUCUCAUAUCCAGCUGUGCUUCUGUAAAGGACAGCUGUUACACCAAAGUAAUCGGUUCAAAUACUGGAAGCCUGUUUUGGUGAUCCAUAAUCUAUUGCUUUUAUUUUGGUGAAGCAGGAUCUUUCACUUUAAGAUUGCUGAUGUGUAAAAUAAAAAAUAAAAAAAUAAAUAAAUGACACCGUUUUAUACGUGACAAACUUUUCCGCCCAAAUGUUACAAAUGCAAAAAAAAUCUGGUAACAAUCUAUUUAAGGAAAUACAGUCAUAUCAAUCUAAGGAUAAUCUAAAAAAAAUAAGAAUAGACAAAAACAAAGCAAAAAAGCAGCAAAACAUCUGCAAAUUCAUGCCAAAACACUGAAUAUCGAAGAAAAUUGUGUUUUCAUUUGAACCAUGAAAUUUGGGUGGUGUUAAAUUUACACGGACACACACACACACACAUACACACACACACACAUAUACACACACACGGACAGAUGGAAGGACAUCAUUUGUGCACUGAAUUGCUCAGUUUAAUCCAGUUUGUUGCUGUGCAGUACUGGUGCAUGUGUUUUGUAAAGCUUAUUUAAAGACUGUUAAAGAAUACAAUGAUCUCUGAUGAAACUAAACAAAUGUUACUUUUGCACUCUUGUCAGUAAAACCCUUAUUUCCCCCUAAAGUGAAUGAAGGUAAAUUAAUAUCUGUACAUAUAAUUGAUCAAAGGGACUUUUGUAGAAGUAUCGCGGGACAUUUUGUGGACAGAGUUAUAGAAUAAUGUCUAUUUUCUGAAAGUUUAAUAUAUUAAUCUUUUUAGAUAUAGAUAUUAAUCUUUAUAGAUAUUUAAUAGAUAUUCAAUAUUUUCUUAGUUGAAAAGAAGAAAAAAAGCCAAAGAUUUUUUUUUUUUUUUUUUUUCUUUUUGUUGGUCUAAUGGGCGUUUUGUCUGUCCACCAUUUGUAAGACUGAUAAUAAAAACAUUUGUCCUGGA